Messenger RNA from Trichomonas vaginalis G3, 615 nucleotides. RefSeq lists its product as uncharacterized. The transcript has a single exon. The coding region runs from base 1 to 615 and encodes 204 amino acids. The record is from RefSeq and is a predicted model, not a curated record. Lineage: Eukaryota; Parabasalia; Trichomonadida; Trichomonadidae.
AUGCAAGAGAAAAUCCUCCUACCACCCAUUUCAAGUCUAGCCCCUCAGAUUGUAGCAGAACCACAGUAUGCAAUGCCAGAAUACCAGCCUGAAUCGAUUUAUCCUCAACAGGUUCCAUCUUCCUAUAUGAGUUAUCAAUUGUGUUCGAACAACUCCAAGAGAAGGCCAAUGAAUUUUACAGUCUUAGAAGAUAUUGCAAUAUUGAAGGCUAUGCGUCUUUAUCUCGGAAAAAACGUUAGCCUCAAAAUUCCUUGGUCUUUUUGGCAGUUUUAUCGCAAAUUUACAGGAUCUCAGAGAAGCGAUUCCUCAUUGUAUCAUCAUUGGAACGGAGCAAUGGUGAAAAAAUACUGUAAUUUUAUAAAAGACGGCCGAAUUGAUGAAUGCAUUUCUUGGGCAGAGAAUUCCUGCGAAUCUAAGGAAAUCAAAGCUGAACUUGAGUCAGAAAGUGCUCAGCCAGAUCAAAGAAUGCUUAUUCACUCAAGAUCUCAUCAAGUUAUGCCAUCUUCUUACUUCCAUUCCGAGGUUAGAUCUCCGUUAAAUGCGGCUAUGCCAAGACAGCUUACCCACUUCCAAUCUUGCAGAGAUGUUGAUGUUGCAAGAAUGCAGUGGUUUUAA